AUGAAAAAUGUCUUUGGUGACUCAUCUGACUCUGAACCUGAACUUUUGGCGCCACCGCCGAAAAAGUUCAGGCCCCCUACGCAAAACAUUCUUUGCAACGAAUCUGGAUUAAUUGGAGCCACGAAAGGUCAAUCAAUUGAUGAAGAAAAUGCAAGUGACAGUGUCUCAGUUAAAAAGGUGUCGGACCCUUCUGAUUUGGGUUCGGACUCAGACUUUGAUAAUAUUGAUCAGGAGCUUGGCCUGUCCCGCCCAGGAUUAGGAUUUCAACUGAAAGCCACUCCUUACAACCAAAAAGCGAGUCUUGAUCACUCCAUUAUUGAUAAGACUUCCAUCGGCUACCAAAUCAUGGAAAAAAUGGGGUAUAAACAAGGUCAAGCAAUUGGAAUGACAAAUAAUCCCAAUGCUUUAAAAGAGCCAUUAGCCAUCAAGUCGAAGUUAUCUCGUGCGGGCCUUGGAGUCUCCACUUUUACCCCGAAAAGAGCUGCUGAUCUUUCCCCCGAGUCUAAAUCUGCCCUUCAAACAGCCAGUAAAAACAAACAUAUAGAAAGAUCCAACAAGGCUAUGAUUUUGAAACUACAGAAGUUUUGUUAUGCCUACUCGGGGGAAGAUAUGAAGCUUGAAGAUGGUACGCUAUUUCCAGAAGAUGUUAACCCUUUAUGGAAAGAUCUUGCGAUACGAAAUUCCACACCAAGCUGUAGAACAAAACUAUUUGGUGAGUCUUUCCGAGCACGCUCCUCGGCCUCAGAGCCGAACUCGCCCAGUAGCAUAAAAGAUGUCGACACAUCCCAAGCGACUGAGGGGCAAUUGAUGCAAUUGCUACAAUACACUCGUGUCAACUUCUACUACUGUCCAUACUGUGGAACCAAAUUUGAUGAUGAGGAGGACUUGAGUUCAAACUGUCCAGGUGAAACCGAGCAACUUCAUCAGCUUUAG
Messenger RNA from Metschnikowia bicuspidata var. bicuspidata NRRL YB-4993, 933 nucleotides. RefSeq lists its product as uncharacterized. The record is from RefSeq and is a predicted model, not a curated record. The transcript has a single exon. Gene Ontology annotation, molecular function: nucleic acid binding. Gene Ontology annotation, cellular component: kinetochore. The coding region runs from base 1 to 933 and encodes 310 amino acids. Lineage: Eukaryota; Fungi; Ascomycota; Pichiomycetes; Serinales; Metschnikowiaceae.